AUGAGUCUUACCAAAGGUUUGCUAUAAAUUCUGAUUGUUUUCAUUCUUUAGAGGCACUCUUUCCUGCUGCUCCUUUCGUAGAAAGAGCUAAACGUGUUAAUUUUGGUGCCCAUCCCAAGGGCCGUUAUAUUUUGUAUGGAAAUAAAAAGAAUGUUAUCAUCCAUGAUAUAAUUGUAUGGCUCCGCUUCCAAUAAUUUCCUCAGAAUCACUCAGACAAUGACGUUUAUUUUAACCAUCCGACGGAUGUCCGCUCCGCUAAGUAUUCCCCAAGCGGGUUUUAUGUUGCUUCGGGAGGUAGGUUUAUCGCUGCCAUCGGUAAUUCCUUAGAUAAGUCCGGAAAAGUCCAAAUCUGGGAUGCCACACAAAAAGAACAUUUUAUGAAAAAUGAAUUUUGCCUCCUAUCGGAAAUCAAUGAUCUUGCAUGGUCCAGUGACAGUGCCCGCAUUGCUGUUGGUGGUCGAGGCUCUGAAAAGUAA
Spirometra erinaceieuropaei is the source of this 476-nucleotide messenger RNA. NCBI's taxonomy places the organism in Eukaryota, Metazoa, Platyhelminthes, Cestoda, Diphyllobothriidea, Diphyllobothriidae. The record is from the annotation of a GenBank genome assembly.